This is a messenger RNA of Penicillium coprophilum, 1107 nucleotides long. RefSeq lists its product as uncharacterized. Gene Ontology annotation, biological process: regulation of cell cycle. NCBI's taxonomy places the organism in Eukaryota, Fungi, Ascomycota, Eurotiomycetes, Eurotiales, Aspergillaceae. Gene Ontology annotation, cellular component: nucleus. The transcript has a single exon. The record is from RefSeq and is a predicted model, not a curated record. Bases 1 to 1107 code for a protein of 368 amino acids.
AUGUCGAAACAACUAUCCGUCAUCCUCGGCACAACCCUAACACUCAUCGGCCAAUUCCAAACGGCUCUCACCACACCCCCAACUGCCGCAACCGAAGCCGCAAAAGAUGCCGAAGCCUUGCCCCUCCUAACGGUCUCGUCGAGCGCGCUCAAAGCACAAAUCACGAAACUCUCUUUGCUAGCCGUUACCUCGCCCUUUACGCAUUCCGCUGUCGGAGCUGUGCUCCGCGAGCUCAAUGAAUCCGUCCUACCGUCGCUCGUGACCGCUUCUCUUCUCGUUACACCGGGUCAAUACACCAAGGCAUUUCACUCUGAGGUCCUGGCUCUUGUCAAGACAACUUUGACGGAGCUUUCGGUGCUGAUUCAGGAGGUCAAGCGCGUCGGAGAGAAGAAAGAUCAGGAGAAGAAGGAUACAGGGAAGGAGAGCGAUGUGACGAAAUCUGAGAAGGAUGCUGUGAUGCUUGCUACGGGCCGUGCCUGGGAUGCGUGUGACGCUACGACAGAUGUUGCGAAUAAGGGGGUCGUUGGGUUUGUCAUGCGUCGCGUCGAGCAGUGGAGGGAUCUUGUUCGCGACGCGGUUGAGGAAAUCGAGGAUUGGGACCCUGAAGAAGAGGAUGAUGGUUUCUUGGAUGAUCUUAUGGGUGAUGAGGGAAAGAGUGCUGGGGAUGAUGAUGAUGGGGACAGUGACGAGGAUAACGAGGAAGAGGUGGCUGCCCUUCAGGAACAGAAGAAAUCUACUCUUCGUUUCCUCAAGCCUAUUGCUCAGGUCUACCCGGCUGUCAUCAACAAUAGGCUGAAGAAUGCUGGAAAUGUGCCGUUGGCUUCGUCAUCUGGUGUCAAAAGACUGGAGUCAUUGAUGUUGAAUCUGCAAGCAAUCCCGGACGAUGUCGAUGAGGCAGCUGGCGCGUUGUACGAGGCCAAUUUUGAAAGCUCUGCUGAGUAUCUGCGGAAGACGAAGAAGUGUGCCACACAAGCGGUGGAAUUGGUCGCGUUACCCUGGGAUGCUGCAAAGACCAAGGACGACGCACCUACAGACAAGUUCGCUACAUGGUCGAAGACGUGGCUCAAGGUGAUUGACGAGGUCAGCAAGCCAAUUGAGAAAAACUGA